Puma concolor (puma) is the source of this 1686-nucleotide messenger RNA. NCBI's taxonomy places the organism in Eukaryota, Metazoa, Chordata, Mammalia, Carnivora, Felidae. The record is from RefSeq and is a predicted model, not a curated record.
AUGAUCGAGAUGGCGGCGGAGAAGGAGCCGUUUCUGGUGCCGGCCCCGCCGCCGCCGCCGCUCAAAGAUGAGUCGGGCGGAGGGGGCGGCCCCACGGUGCAACCGCACCGAGAGGCCGCCUCCGGGGAGCUCUGCGGCGGGACGCAGCGUGGGCCGGGCCCGCGCGCUCAUUCGGCGGGGGCCCCGGCUUCUGGGGCUGGCAAGGAGAGUCCUGGGGCUACAUCCACUCGGGGAGGCCAGUCGCAGCAGCAUCGAGGGGACAGCCCCCAGGCGCAGUCGCACGGGGAGGCCCGCUUGUCCGAUCCCCACGGGCGAGCUGCUCCCCCUGACGUCGGGGAGGAGCGACGGGGAGGGGGCGGAACAGAACUGGGUCCCCCUGCCCCUCCUCGGCCCCGUAAUGGCUAUCAGCCCCACCGGCCCCCUGGGGGAGGUGGGGGCAAAAGGAGAAAUAGUUGUAAUGUAGGAGGGGGUGGUGGAGGCUUCAAACAUCCAGCCUUCAAGAGGCGCAGGCGGGUUAAUUCGGACUGUGAUUCUGUGUUACCCUCCAACUUUCUCCUGGGAGGCAAUAUCUUUGAUCCACUGAACCUGAAUAGUCUCCUGGAUGAGGAAGUGAGCCGCGCACUCAAUGCAGAGACCCCUAAGUCAUCUCCACUUCCGGCCAAGGGGCGAGAUCCAGUGGAGAUCCUCAUCCCCAAAGAUAUUACUGACCCGCUCAGUCUCAAUACUUGCACUGAUGAGGCCCAGGUAGUGCUUGCAUCGCCACUCAAGACUGGUCGGAAGCGGCAUAGACACCGGGGACAGCACCACCAGCAGCAGCAGGCAUCUGGAGGGAAUGAUAGCCACUCUGUACUUCCCACAGCCCCCCUCACUCCCUCACUCCAUGGGGAGGGCGCCACGCAGCAGCAGCGGCAUAGGGGCCAGAACCGGGAUGCCCCCCAGCCCUAUGAACUCAACACAGCCAUCAACUGCAGGGAUGAGGUCGUGUCUCCCCUUCCAUCUGCCCUACAGGGUCCCUCAGGCUCCCUUUCAGCCCCUCCAGCUGCCUCACUUACCUCUGCACCCCCGUCUUCCUCCUCACGACAUCGCAAACGUCGCAGGACUUCCAGCAAGUCAGAGGCAGGGGCCAGGGGUGGAGGCCAGGUUCCCAAGGAAAAGGGCCGGGGGAGUGGGGGAGGCCGCCACCACCACCACCUCUACCCACUACCUGCAGCAAUCUUCAAAAAGCAACAGUGCAAGUUCCAGUAUGGGAAUUAUUGCAAGUACUAUGGUUACCGCAAUCCUUCCUGUGAGGAUGGGCGCCUGCGAGUGUUGAAGCCUGAGUGGUUUCGGGGUCGGGACGUCCUAGAUCUGGGCUGCAAUGUGGGCCACCUGACCCUGAGCAUUGCCUGUAAGUGGGGCCCAUCCCUCAUGGUGGGCCUGGAUAUCGAUUCCCGGCUCAUCCACUCUGCCCGCCAAAACAUCCGACACUACCUGUCAGAGGAGCUGCGUCUGCCACCCCAGACUUCUGAGGGGGACCCAGGGUCAGAGAGUGAGGAAGGGACCACAACCGUCCGAAAGAGAAGCUGCUUCCCAGCCUCACUGACAGCUAGCCGGGGUCCCAUUGCUGCACCCCAAGUGCCCUUGGAUGGAGCAGACACAUCAGUCUUCCCCAACAAUGUUGUCUUCGUCACGAAUGAAGGUGCAUGA